AGCCCACCUCUGGGAAUCUGCUGGUUCCUCCACACUCUCACUCCACUCCAGGAGGCAAAGAGACUGAGCUGACACAAAAUGAGAGGACUUGUUGUCUUGGUUACUUUGGCCUGCUUUGCCACCGCUCAGCACCAAACACUGAUUGACUACUUGGAGCGGAGGCUGCUCGCUAUUGAGGACCGGAUCUCUCUGUGGCAUGAACAGACCGCCCGCUACGCCUCCGAGCUGCGGGAGCUGAAGCAACAGAUGCUUUCCCAGUUGGAGAACCUGGAUAAGGAGAAAGAGACACUGAGAAUGAAUCUGGAUGGCGUGGGGACGAGGGUGGACCGGGUGGAGCGUGAGCUGGACUACCUGGAGACUCAGAACGGUGCUCAGCCGUGUGUGGACGUGGACGACAAGCUGAUAGAACAGCAGGUGACGCUGGUGAAGGAGAAGCAGAAGGCCAAGUACUCAAAACUAUCAGACUGCAGCGACAUGAUCUCCAGCAUAAAAGCCAUGAAGAUCUUGAAGCGAGUCGGGGGGCCAAAGGGCAUGUGGACCAAAGACACCAGCAGCGGUUCUGGGAAGGUCUACAUUUUUAAUGGGACGGAUGAAGACACCAUCCAUGAGUUUGCCUCUGUGCAAGACUUCUCCCGCUCGCUGGGCAUGUCUCUGUCCAAGAACCUGAAGCUUCCGUCUGCCUGGAGGGGAACAGGACACGUUGUCCUCAACAAUCACGCGUAUUAUAUAAAUCAGGCUGAAGAGAUAAUGGUGGUUAAAUAUGACAUGAAGAACAGCUCUGUGACAGACAGCGCAGUGUUCCCAGUGCAGGACCAUGUCCCACCGUACGGCCUGACCCCCGAGACAGUGAUGGACCUGGCUGUGGACGAGGAAGGCCUGUGGGUCAUUUAUGCCUCGCGGCAGAACGAGAGGUACAUCUCUCUGGCUAAAAUGGACGGCAACUCGCUGGACAACGAGCAAAUGUGGGACACAAACUGUCCGAGAGAGAAUGCGGAGGGGGCUUUUGUCAUCUGUGGCACUUUGUAUGUGGUGUACAACACCAAGCAGCCCGGUCGCUCACGUGUCCAGUGUGUGUUUGACGUCAAUGAUAUGGUAACCAACGAAGAAGCACCCCUGGUUUACUUUCCAAAGCGUUACGGAACCCACUCCAGUAUAAAGUACAACCCGCAGGAGCAGCUGCUCUAUGCAUGGGAUGAUGGCUACCAGAUCCUGUACAAGCUUAUCAUGAAAAAGAAACUAGAAAUUUGAGCUAAAUAAUACACCGCACCAAACCCAAACCAUCUUAAAGUACCACUCCAUUGUUUUUACAAGUUUAAGCUCCUUAACUACAAAUCAUGUGUACUUUAUAUUACUGCUGGCCAUUUUUAAAGCUAUAGUGCAUAGUUUCUGUCUCCCCCAUGAUGAGGAAUUCUAAGUAAUGACAACAUCACUGUCUUCAGUGAUCGCGCACCACCCCCAACC
Molecule: messenger RNA, 1461 nt
Organism: Perca fluviatilis (European perch)
Lineage: Eukaryota; Metazoa; Chordata; Actinopteri; Perciformes; Percidae
Gene: olfml3b
Product: olfactomedin-like 3b
Exons: 3
Coding region: 79-1248 (389 amino acids)
Biological process (GO): signal transduction
Source: RefSeq, a predicted model, not a curated record